AUGAACGCACCAGUAUUUCUGGCUUCCUUGUUAUUUGUGGCACAUCAAACUCUUUCUGGUGCUGAUGUCCGUCUACCCCAAACAGUUUCCCCUCGCCAUUAUGACGUUCGCCUUUUUCCCAUAUUGGACAAAGGCAAUUUCUCCAUUUUAGGGCAAGUUUCCAUUGACUUGGAAUGCAGCGAGGACACCAACCGUAUCGAGUUACACAGUGCAGACAUUGUCGUCGAUCCACAAUCAGUUCAGGUAAUUGAGCGAUGCAAAACCGACAAGCUUCUCGAAGUCGAAGGGAUUGAAUACGACACUAAAUUGGAAUUCCUUAUCGUCCAUCUGAAUCCCAAAGUCAAGUUAACUGCAGGGUCCAAUUACACGCUCUCUAUGAGUUUCGUCGGGAAUCUAACGGACCAAAUGAGGGGAUUUUAUCGUUCGGUUUACACUGAAGAUGGUACAGAAAGAUACAUGGCCUCGUCGCAAAUGCAGCCGACGGAUGCCCGCCGAGCAUUCCCGUGCUUCGAUGAGCCGAAUUUGAAGGCUACUUUCACCGUCACUUUGGGCCGCCAUGGAGACAUGAUUUCUCUUUCCAAUAUGCCGUUGAUCGACACGACUCCAAUGAUCGGCAUGGAGAAUUUCUUCUGGGAUCAUUUUCAACCGUCCGUGCCAAUGUCGACGUACCUUUUGGCGUUCGCUGUGGCCAACUACGCUCAAGUUCCAUCGGUGAAAACGAAAGGCAAAUGGAAUUUUAAUAUUUAUUCCCGUCCAUCGGCCUAUAAUCAGACUCGAUACGCCAGUGAUAUAGGCCCAAGAAUUCUGUCGUUCUUUGAAGAUUAUUUCAAUAUUUCAUUCCCACUACCCAAACAAGACAUGAUCGCCGUUCCAGAAUUUGCAUUGGGUGCCAUGGAGAACUGGGGGCUGAUCACUUACAGAGAAAAGUAUUUGUUGUACGACGAAACAGUUUCCUCGUUUGAUCACAAAGAAUUAGUGAUUAAGGUAAUCGCUCACGAGCUAUCCCAUCAGUGGUUCGGCAAUCUCGUCACUAUGCAAUGGUGGACUGAUUUGUGGUUGAACGAAGGAUUCGCAUCGUAUGCAGAACAUAUUGGAGCCGACCACGUUGAACCGGGCUUCAAGUUUCUUGAGCAGAUAGUAACGUUCGCAUUGCAUCAAGCCAUGAAUCUCGACGCACUAGAAUCCAGCCAUCCCGUAAGUGUAGUGGUACACCACCCGUCCGAAAUCGCAGAGAUAUUCGACGUUAUCUCGUACCAGAAAGGAGCGGCGAUUAUACGCAUGCUGGCCAGCUUCAUUGGUGAAGACAAUUUUAAAAAGGCGCUCUUCAAUUUUUUGGAUAAACGUCAAUACGGCAAUGCGGUGCAGGACGAUUUGUGGAACGCGUUCGACAACCAAGCCAAAGUCGAUCAUAUCAUACUGCCCGCCAAUGUCAAAACGAUUAUGGACACUUGGACUCUCAAGAUGGGUUUUCCCGUCGUUACAAUUCGGCGCGAUUAUCAAAGUCUGAACGUUUCAAUUAGCCAGGAACGAUUCUUGCUCCACAAGUCUGAAAAAGCCACCGAUGAUCCGACCGUCUACCUUUGGUGGGUUCCCCUGACCUAUACGACUGACUACAAGACAAUUGGAUCCACCUGGUUGGCAGACAGCCAGCCCUCAAAAAAUCUCACGCUAGAAUCUGAAAUCGGAAUGAAUGACUGGAUCAUCUUUAACGUCGACGAAACUGGCUACUAUCGGGUCAAUUACGACGCGCACAAUUGGAAGUUGAUUGGCCAACAACUGAUGACGAACGAUGACGAAUCACUCGGCCAUUUCAGUUAUUAAUCGAGCUCAAAUUAUGGACGAUUCGCUUAAUUUGGCCAGAGUUGGAUUGGUCGAUUAUGAAACUGCUUUCAAUUUAACUGAAUACCUGAAAUUCGAAGGCGAGGUCCUGCCAUGGGAAUCCACAUUUGCAGCCCUAACGUACAUUGACUCGAUGAUGUGGCAGAAACCUGGUUACGACCUUCUUAAAAAACACUUCCGUAAUAUUUUGUCGCCGAUUUUCUCCUCGUUGGGAUUCCGCCAAAAUACCGAGGAUUCUCCCUUGACAAGCAAACUGCGUCUUCUCAUUUCAAAAUGGGCCUGUUAUUAUGGCAACGAAGAAUGUAUUCGACAAGCCAUUGAAUUGUAUCGCCAAUGGAUGGCCGAUCCUGAAAAUCCCACGAUUGUCCCGAUUGACGUGAAAUCGGUCGUUGUCUCCACGGCUAUCCGCGAAGGUGGUGAAAGAGAAUGGAAAUUCGCGUUCGAUCGCAAUUAAUAGUCCUAUUUCGCUCAAUACAAAAUGGCUAACAAUUCCAUUUAUAGUGCUGACGAGAUUGCCAAAUCACUGAUGGAAUCACCAAUAGACUACUUUUUGUGAUCAUCCAUGUGGGGAAAAUAACUGUUAUUUCGUUGUUAGAACAAAACAUUUUAUCCAUGCAAAUUAAACGGAAAAUGCUGAACAACUGAUUUUCCCAGGUUAUUUAUAUGUUAUUCGAAUCAAUCAAAGCGAAGGUUGGCAAGAGAGGAUUAUUAAAUAGCCUUAAGGGAAUUUUGUUUUUAUGUUAAAUUCAAUUUCAUCUCAAAUAAAA
Molecule: messenger RNA, 2606 nt
Organism: Daphnia pulicaria
Lineage: Eukaryota; Metazoa; Arthropoda; Branchiopoda; Diplostraca; Daphniidae
Product: aminopeptidase N-like
Exons: 15
Coding region: 1-1821 (606 amino acids)
Biological process (GO): proteolysis; peptide catabolic process
Cellular component (GO): cytoplasm
Molecular function (GO): metalloaminopeptidase activity; zinc ion binding; peptide binding
Source: RefSeq, a predicted model, not a curated record